This is a messenger RNA of Silurus meridionalis, 1241 nucleotides long. RefSeq names its product CD63 antigen-like. Lineage: Eukaryota; Metazoa; Chordata; Actinopteri; Siluriformes; Siluridae. The record is from RefSeq and is a predicted model, not a curated record. Gene Ontology annotation, cellular component: membrane. The coding region runs from base 174 to 884 and encodes 236 amino acids. The transcript is spliced from 8 exons.
GUGUGUUGCAGAGAGGUUUCUUCAUGAGACCUGCCUUCAAGCUCAGUGACUAUGCAUUGUGUUGAGGGUGGAGUGAGUGACCAUUUUAAAAGCAGAACAGGAGAGGAUCAUUUGAACUGCUAACUGCUCCUCAGGACAUUUCUGAAGAUUAAAAGAAUCCAAAUAAAAGCACAAUGGAGGGAGCAAUGAAAUGUGUGAAGUUCCUGUUUUUUUUCUUCAACUUUAUCUUCUGGUUGUGCGGCCUGGCUCUCAUCAUAGUGGGCGUUUUGGCAAAGACGGCACUCAACAACAUCCCCGGGAUUGAGCAGGUGGCCAACACUGCGUCCCCCAUUGUGAUCAUCGUGGUAGGAGCCGUGAUCUUCUUCAUCGCUUUCUUUGGCUGCUGUGGAGCGUGGAAAGACAACUACUGCAUGGUCACUACGUUUGCCGUCCUGCUCUCCAUCAUCAUCAUCGUUGAAAUUGGAAUAGCCAUUGCUGCAUAUGUCUACAGAAACAAGCUGGAGAAUCUGGUGGAAAAGGGCAUUAAGGAAGCGAUCCAAGAGUACAACAAAAAUCCGGAUAUUAAGAAAGAACUGGACAAUUCUCAGAAACAGUUUAAAUGCUGCGGAGCAGUGAAUUCUACCGACUGGGCGAACAUUAUGCCUAACAACUCCGUCCCUGAUUCCUGCUGCAAGAAUGUCACAAAGGGCUGUGGAGUUAAUGCCAUGUUUAACUCUAACAAGAUCUACACAGAGGGUUGUGCAAAGGCUGUGGAGGCUUUACUCAAACAAAACAUUCUGUGGGUCGGAAUAGCGGCGCUCGUCAUCGCGUUCAUCGAGAUCUUGGGUGUCGUGUUCGCCUGUACGCUGAUGAAGGGGAUCCGCAGCGGCUACGAAGUCAUGUGAUCACGUUUGUAAAGCUUCAGCAAAUUCACUUUCACACUGCAGUUAAACACUUCGGAUUUGUAAAUGGAUUCCUGCAAGGCCUGAUGUUCUACACAGACAAAUCUUUUUCUCUAUAUACAGAUACGAACAUUUCAAUCUUUCACUGGUAUUUUUUCAUCACAGAUGUUGAGUUUAUUUUCUGUCUGGUCUUAUCUCAUAUAUUUGUACUUUAGAAUUCUUCACCGACUUCAUCUUGUAGAGAUAAAGAUUGUACUUUUUUACUCUCAAUUUUCUUGUAUUUUAGUAUCAACAUUUUAAAGUAAAAAUACUUAAAUCUAAAUUUUAAAACAAAUAAUAAACUUUUACAGUUUCCCCCAA